This is a messenger RNA of Cooperia oncophora, 510 nucleotides long. The record is from the annotation of a GenBank genome assembly. NCBI's taxonomy places the organism in Eukaryota, Metazoa, Nematoda, Chromadorea, Rhabditida, Trichostrongylidae.
AUGUCGUUGGUAAAGCUGGAAUCAUCUGAUGGUGUAGUUUACAGUCUUCCAAGUGACGUUGCUACUCUCUCAUCACUCGUUCAAGAUGUUAUUGUCCAUUGUCCAGAAGAUGGGAAUGCAACCAUACCACUGCCCAAAGUUCCUGACGUUGCCCUUGGACCUGUAGUGGAAUGGAUGCGACGAAAAAACCAGGUUUCUUCCCAGUUUGCUGCCGCAUCCUCUCGGUGUACACAUGGCAACACAGACUGCGAUUAUGAUGGAAAGGAUUCGGAGUUGUCGAACUGGGAGCGUACGUUUUUCCACGAUCUCAACAAGGAUGUACUUUUUAUGGUGCUGAAUACUGCUAAUUAUAUGGGGAUUUCUGGCCUCGUUGGCGCAGGAUCAAGUUACAUAGCGGAAAUGAUUUCGGGUAUGACGUUAGAAGAAACAAGAGCAUAUCUGAAUGUACCUCCGAACCAGGAUAACGAGGAUGAGCAACUCCGAAAGAAAUAUCCUUGGCUCCUUCUCUAG